AUGCCCGACACGGGUCUCUGCCCCAUCUUUCGCCUAUCCUGGCGGGUUGUAAUUGAUGCGGAUACCGACAACCGAAUCUUCGUGUUGAUCCUUGACAGACCCUUCAUUCACACCCAAGCAAUCUUCCCUAUCCCUAUACAACCCUUUGAUAUAGUUGAUUAUUACGGGGUGGAGUGUCAAGUACCCGGAUGGGGUCAAGAUACUUAUUCACAUAAACAUAAAUUUCAACUACGCGUUGGUGAGUUGAUCAUCAAUGAGAAUUUGACGACUGAAUCAGAGAUUUGGACUGAUUCAUUGGGGCAUAAUCUGUGUCCGGGUGAUGAAGGAGGUCCUCUGAUAUGUUCGGGGGUUCUGGUUGGUAUUGCCCAUGGUGCGGAGUUUCCAUUUUGUUGGAGUGGGAUGGGUCGAGCAAAAUUUGAGAAUUUGAUGGCGUUUCAUAAGUUUCUGGAGAGGGUUACUGGUGGGGGUUAUGAUUCAUCAAAAUGGGCAACUCCUGAGAUAUGGUUAGAAGUGAUAGCAGUUGGAAUUGGUUAUGUUGUAGUGCAUUUUAUUUUAUAA
This is a messenger RNA of Dalotia coriaria, 558 nucleotides long. RefSeq names its product kallikrein 1-related peptidase b8-like. NCBI's taxonomy places the organism in Eukaryota, Metazoa, Arthropoda, Insecta, Coleoptera, Staphylinidae. Gene Ontology annotation, biological process: proteolysis. The record is from RefSeq and is a predicted model, not a curated record. Bases 1 to 558 code for a protein of 185 amino acids. The transcript has a single exon. Gene Ontology annotation, molecular function: serine-type endopeptidase activity.